GACAUCUUGGAGCACACGAUGACGCUCAAAGAAAUCGUCGGUAUUGAACAGGAUGGUGGUGAAGCAGAGAAAGAAGAAGAAGUCGGAGAUCCCCAAUAUGCUCUUGCUGGAGAGGAGGAUGGCGUCGGAGCCGUAGAUUUCGGUCCGCGGGGCCCGCACCGCCUAGAGUCGAAGAACCUGGUGAAGAGGCUCGUGGACGUGGGCCCGAGCCGGGAGAAGACAAAGCUGAGG
Effrenium voratum is the source of this 231-nucleotide messenger RNA. NCBI's taxonomy places the organism in Eukaryota, Dinophyceae, Suessiales, Symbiodiniaceae. The record is from the annotation of a GenBank genome assembly.